Rhagoletis zephyria (snowberry fruit fly) is the source of this 836-nucleotide messenger RNA. RefSeq names its product putative nuclease HARBI1. Lineage: Eukaryota; Metazoa; Arthropoda; Insecta; Diptera; Tephritidae. The record is from RefSeq and is a predicted model, not a curated record.
UCCGGGGGCGGGUUUCCGUAAUUCGAUAGUCGACACUCGUCGGCUCGAUACUUCAAUUCGAUAUCGAACGCUUGGCGAGACCAUUUUGGUUUCCGUAUUUCGAUAUGACCACUCUCGUUUUCAUAUUGUAGGAAGCGUUUCGAGUGUUUUGUAGCUGUCAAAACCUGUGUGAAAUAAAUAAAUAUAAAUGGUAAUUCGAAUGAAAACAAUGUACAAUUGGCGUUAUUUUUUGAUUUUGGACGGUUUUGGAGAGGAAAACUCUUUAAUUAAUAGAAGAAGGAUCCGAGAUGCAUCUAAUCCCAUGGAAUUGCCUGAAAAGUGGUAAGUUUAAUUAAUAUUGUAAAAACUAAGGAGCAUUCAAUUUCUUUUCAAUUUAUUUCCAUUUCUAAGCUUCCAAACAAAAUAUCGGCUGACCAAAGAAGUAUUUAUGUACGUUCUCAACGAAAUAAAAUUAAGGAAAUGCAUGAGAACUACAUAUAUUCCUCCAAUCAUGAGACUAGCAGCAACACUGGAAAUUUUAGCAGGUGGCGGGUACCAGUGGCAAACGCGACACGUUGUCAUCCAUGGAAGACCAUUUAUGUAGCCAAUGCAUAGUUUAUGAAAAAGACUUCCAGCCGUGUAAGGAGUGGUUCAAUCAAAAAUACAAUUUUCCUGGGGUUGUCGGUGCCGUCGAUGGUACGCAUUUGCAGUUGCUAAAACCUGUGGAAAACGAACACAUAUAUUUUAAUAGAAAAGGCAAACAUAGCAUUAAUGCAAUGAUAGUAAGUAUAUAUAUACUUUAUGUAUGAAAUUUCCUUGGAAUUGUUUAUGAAUUAUCGUAUUGGACAAUCUUUAAU